Molecule: messenger RNA, 1452 nt
Organism: Arabis nemorensis
Lineage: Eukaryota; Viridiplantae; Streptophyta; Magnoliopsida; Brassicales; Brassicaceae
Source: the annotation of a GenBank genome assembly
AUGAAGAAUCUUGGCUUGUUUGGAAUUCUCCUGUUUUUCUCCCUCUUUGUCUCGACCCGUAUAGUUUCUGUUUCUUGUCUAAACUCAGAUGGGUUAACUCUACUCUCUCUUCGGAAGCAUUUCGACAAAGUGCCACCAGAAUUAACUUCAACAUGGAAGACAAAUGCAUCUGAGGCGACUCCAUGUAACUGGUUUGGUAUCAUCUGUGAUGAUUCCAAGAAGGUUACAUCUCUCAACUUCACCGGCUCAGAGGUUUCAGGCCAAUUGGGUCCUGAAAUCAGGGAGCUCAAAAGCUUAGAGAUUUUGGAUAUGAGCUCAAACAAUUUCUCUGGGUUCAUAUCUUCCAGUUUAGGAAACUGUAGCUCACUGGUGUAUAUAGAUUUGUCUGGAAAUGGGUUCUCUGGUAAGAUCCCAGAUACUCUUGGUAGCUUGAAGAGCUUGGCUGAUCUUUAUCUUUACAACAACUUCUUCACCGGCGAAUUGCCUAAAUCCUAUAAGCUGGAGAUUUUGUAUUUGCACAAGAACAAGUUAGUUGGUUCAUUGCCUGCAAGUCUCAACCUUCUGGAGAAUCUCACUGACCUGUUUGUUGCUAACAACAGCCUACGAGGAACAGUUCGAUUUGGUUCAACCAAAUGCAGGAAUUUGGUGACUUUAGAUUUGUCAUACAAUCAAUUCGAAGGCGGUGUCCCUCCUGAAUUGGGUAGUUGCAGUAGCCUUGACGCUUUAGUCAUUGUGAAAAGCAACUUAUCAGGUACAAUCCCUUCAUCAUUGGGUAUGUUGAAGAAUCUCACAGUUCUCAACCUUUCCGAGAAUCGUCUCUCUGAAAGUAUCCCUGCGGAAAUCGGAGACUGCACCAACUUAAACACAUUGAAGCUCAACGAUAACCAGCUUGGAGGCAGGAUACCAAGUGCAUUAGGAAAACUACCUCUGGAAAUAGCUGAGCUCAAGAAUCUAAAGAUCGUUACGCUCUUCAACAACAGCUUUAAUGGAGUAAUAUCACCCGGUUUAGGUCUGAAUAGCAACUUAGAGAUUGUGGAUUUCAUUGGUAACAAAUUCACAGGAGAGAUACCGCCAAAUCUCUGCCAUAGAAAGAUGUUGACAGUGUUUAACUUAGGAUCAAAUCGGCUUCACGGAAAAAUCCCAACAUCUGUUGGUCAGUGCAAGACUCUAAGCAGAUUCAUCCUUAGAGAAAACAACCUUUCAGGCCCUCUUCCUGAGUUUUCUCAGAAUCAUGAUCUUUCUUUUCCCGACUUCAAUAGCAACAACUUCGAAGGACCAAUCCCUCGAAGCCUCGGGAGCUGUAGGAAUCUCACGACCAUCAUUCUGUCUCGAAACAAACUCACUGGACAGAUACCUCAAGAACUUGGGAAUCUACAACACCUUAGUCACCUGAAUCUUGGGUUUAACUUAUUACACGGUACAGUUCCUUCAAAGUUUAGUAACUGGAAAUAG